Molecule: messenger RNA, 2064 nt
Organism: Acyrthosiphon pisum (pea aphid)
Lineage: Eukaryota; Metazoa; Arthropoda; Insecta; Hemiptera; Aphididae
Product: PHD finger protein 7
Exons: 10
Coding region: 214-1560 (448 amino acids)
Cellular component (GO): nucleus
Source: RefSeq, a predicted model, not a curated record
ACGUCAUCCAUUACCAACGACUUACCGUUACGGCGUCGCAUCGUCCGUUAACCGUUUGGCGGCGGCGGAGUCUAGUACAGAAGUUGGAAAUCGAAAUCAGCUGCCGACAGAUCGUUUUCUUAUUCUUUGUCGUCGUUGUCAGAGCAAUCGGGUCGCCGGACGUGGUGACGAACAAAGAACCAGAAGGACUGCUCAAAUAUUUAUCAUCCUGUCAUGGCGCCGACUACUAGGAGAAGUAAUGGAGUGGCACGUAGGCCAACAGCUCGUCAGCCCAUACCUAAAAAUGUGUUGGUAGAGUUGAGCACCAGUCAUAAUAAAGCAUGCAUGUUUUGUGGACAGAAAGAAAUAAGCGAAAAAUUGUAUGGCCUCCUAUAUCAACUCAAUGAUGUUAUUUGUCAUUAUUUUUGUAUUUUAUUAUCGUCAAGGGCCAAUCAAAAUGGUACAGACAAGGAGGGGAUUUGGGGAUUUUUAUUAAAAGAUAUAAAAGCCGAACUAACCAGAGGAUCUAAAGAAACUUGUUUUUAUUGCAAGAAAAAGGGCGCAACUAUAUCAUGUUGUGGAGUAAAAUGUCGAAAAGUGUUUCAUCUUCCUUGUGGAAUCAAAAAUGGAUCUAUGCAUCAAUAUUUUCAAUCAUUUAAAUCGUUUUGUAAACAGCAUCGUAUUACCCAAGCUAUAGAUUUAAUUGAGUUACAAACUUCUGCUUCUGUACAAUGUGCUAUUUGCAAAGAUGAUGUUAUAGCGUCUCCUUUACCAACAUCUAUUUGGGCACCGUGUUGCAAACGUAAUGCUUGGUUUCACCGAGGAUGUAUUCAAGAUCUGGCAUUGAGUGCAGGCUACUUUUUUAAAUGCCCAUUAUGCAAUAAUGUUGAUACUUUCAAGAGCAGGAUGCUCACCCUUGGUAUAUAUAUACCAUCACGUUACCUGAAAAAAUUAAAUCACAGGGACGCAUCUUGGGAAACUGUACCCAACGCUUUUGCAGAACUCUUAGAAAGACAUAGUUCAUGCAAUGCUCAAACAUGCUUAUGUCCUCAUCAAAAUAGGCGAACACAUCAACAAGAGGCUGGUUCCUGGGAGAUUAUACUCUGCCAUACAUGUGGCUCAAAUGGAACCCAUAGAUUGUGUAGUUCUAUCAAAUGUGAUCAACGCUGGCUUUGUACAGCUUGCGCGGUUGUUGCAGAUAAGUCCAAGAAAAGACGAUUAGAAUUACCUAUUGAGGGGAAUUGUAGUGGCAUUUCAGUUUUGUUUGAACCAAGACCAAACAGAUUAGCUCUAAAUCGGCCACCACCAGAUGAUACAAUAAGUAUUUCUUCAGAUGACAGUAAUGAUAGCAGUAUACAGUGUAUAACUUAUAUUAAUCCACCACAGCCUCAAGUUAUUCAAACGCCUCAAAUUCGUUUGCCAGUAAUAGCUAGCUACACAUCAAUGAGUACAGGUUCUACAAGAAGUCGCUUUCACCGUAGAUUUCCUAUUUCUGCAAGCCAGUCGAAAUCUUUGACUUAUGUCAUAUCAGAUAGUAUUGAUUUAACUACAGACGAUGACGAUGGUGCAAAUAACACAUGACAUAUAUAAAUGAAUAAUUGGACUACCAAUUGAAUUUGAUAUUAUAUAAUGUCCAGAUUGUAUACAUGAUGCUUACCAUAGAGCAAAUUAUACAAUUUAAGACUGAUAGAUUGGAUUUUCCUUCAUUUUAGCUAUUUGCCAAUUUAAAACUGCUAUCUGAAAUUAAAUGUAAUAGUUUCUACCCAAUUUUUAAUAUUGUAGUUAAUCAUUAAUUUAGUUAAAUAUAAACUGUAAAACACUGCCCAUAACUACUCUAACAUAACUAAGAUAAUAUUAUGUUAUAUUGUUUCUAAUUUUUGAUUAAAUUUUUUUUCUUUUCUUUUGUGACCAAGUUUUCGUUUAAACUGUUACAUUUUUAAUUAUAUGUAUUAAGUAUUCAAGUUUAUAUAACAAAAGUAAAUAUUUAAGAAAAUAGAAAAAGUAUGUAUCAUGUAAUUAUGUUAAUAUAUUUUGAUGAAUGAAAAAUUAUAUAUCUUUCUUUUUAAUAUAAAAUACAAAGUUUGU